AUGAUUUUGACAACCAAAAAACUUUUCCUCAGUAAAAGGGCUCGAAAGCCAUCUGAAUGUGGUCAGUGGCCCUCAGAGAGUGAAUCGAGGAAGGUUCCAUUUAAGGACAUUGCCGCUCUAGAUGAGAGGGCAUUACUCUGUGAUAAUUACCUUGCUCCAAGGUUCAACCAAACGCCCAGCUCAGUCGGGCCAGCAGCAUCCUCAGUUCUCCCAGUGGCCCUCCUGCUCUGUUUACUGACAGCCCUGGUGGUGUUCAGUUGUGGCCCUGCUCCAUCUCUGGGCUGUGAUCUGCCUCAAAACCACAGCCUGGCUAGUGAGAAGAUCGUUGACCUUCUGGACCAAAUACAGAGACUCCCCACUUUCUUCUGUCUGGAUGACAGAAAGGACUUCAGGUUCCCCCAGGAGAUGGUAGAUGGCAGCCAGCUCCAGAAGGCCCAGGCCAUCGCUUUCCUCCACGAGAUGCUCCAGCAGAUCUUUGACCUCUUCCGUACAAUGGACUCCUUUGCUGCUUGGAACACUACCCGCCUGCACCAGCUCCUCAGUGGACUCCUUAAACAGCAGAAAGACUUGGAGACCUGCUUCGUGCAGGCAAUGGAAGAGGAAAAAUCUGUCCUACCCACUGAGGGCCCUGCACUGGCUGUGAAGGAGUACUUUGAGGGAAUCCGUUCCUAUCUGAAAGAGAAGGAAUACAGUGACUGUGCCUGGGAAUUUGUCAGAGUGGAAAUCAGGGGAUCCUUCUCUUCAUCAACCGCCUUGCAAGAAAGGCUAAGAAGAAAGCAUGGUGACAUGAGUUCAUCUUGA
Loxodonta africana (African savanna elephant) is the source of this 801-nucleotide messenger RNA. RefSeq names its product interferon omega-2-like. Gene Ontology annotation, molecular function: cytokine receptor binding. Gene Ontology annotation, biological process: defense response. The coding region runs from base 1 to 801 and encodes 266 amino acids. The transcript is spliced from 2 exons. Gene Ontology annotation, cellular component: extracellular region. Lineage: Eukaryota; Metazoa; Chordata; Mammalia; Proboscidea; Elephantidae. The record is from RefSeq and is a predicted model, not a curated record.